AUGCUUAUCAUUUUCCAGAAUUGGCCCCUGUCUGCCAAGCUCUCCACUUACCUAACCAUCUGCUCAUUCACAUUCCUGGCCAAUGUCAACUCCAGCAACUUUACAGUCGCCACCCAGGCUAUAAUCAAGGAGUUUCAUGUGAGUCAGACCCAAGCGGGACAGCUGGUGUGCUUCAAUGUUUUCCUAUUUGGCGUGGGCAAUAUCUUCUGGGUGCCGCUCAUGCGAGUAAUCGGGAAACGUCCCGUCUAUCUGGUCGCGAUGCUGUUCCUCUGCGCGAUGAACGUGUGGUCUAGCAAAUGCACCAGUUACGAUGAGCUACUUGCUUCGCGCAUCCUGUCAGGGUUCGCGGCUGCGGCGGCUGAUGCCACAGUGCCUGCCGUCGUGGCCGACAUGGUUGCGGCCAAGGACCGGGGGCACUACAUGAUGUUUUUCCAUCUUGCGAUGACGGCUGGUCUAUUCGUGGGGCCUUUGAUCAAUGCGUAUCUCGUGCAACAGCAGGACUGGCGCUGGAUGUGCUAUUUCCUGUCGAUUGCGGUCGGGGUGAUCUUCGUGAUCGCUACCUUCACUAUCCGGGAGACAACGUACCUGAAGAACCCGGAAAGUCGAGGCAAACGAUCACAAUGGCAGUGGAUGUCCUUGACACUGGGUUUUAACCGGGAUGCUUCAUUUCUGCAAGCGCUGUUGGAUAUUCUAGCCAAUGCCGCUUAUCCGCCGUUGAUCUGGUGCUCAUUGACGAUUGGAAUCUCGGUUGGAUGGAAUAUUGUGGUCCAAUUGACAUCCUCCCGCACAUUUCUCAAGCCGCCUUACAGUUGGAAAUUAGGUGAUCUUGGUCUUCUGUCCCUAGCCGGCUUUAUUGGCUGCGUACUGGCAUUUUAUGCGGGUGGCCGACUGAUUGAUAUUAUCUCCAAUCGGAGCACUAUGAAGCACGGUGGAGUUCGCAUGCCCGAGUAUCGACUACCGGCAAUUGUAAUUCCCGGAACCAUUGGACCGGCGGGAAUCUUGAUUUUUGGACUCUGCGUGGCGCACAAGACCCACUGGAUUGGACCCGCUAUAGGAUAUGCCAUGCAGGCCUUUGGCGUGGCUGCUAUAUCGAACGUGGCUGUGACCUACUCGCUAGAGUCAUAUAAGCCGGUUACUGGCGAGGCCCUAGUGAUUAUAUUCGUCAUUCGUAAUACCAUUGGCAUGUUAUUGUCUCUCUAUGCAGCAGACUGGAUUGAACGACAAGGCACAGCCUCUGUGUUUGGAGAGAUGACGGCUAUCCAAGUUGUGAGCGUCCUUUGUGCUAUUCCACUAUACUUUUGGGGUCCAUCCCUGCGGGCUUUCACAUCCAGAUACGGGCCGAUGAAGCGAUUUCGGGAAGCGUGA
This is a messenger RNA of Penicillium odoratum, 1365 nucleotides long. RefSeq lists its product as uncharacterized. Gene Ontology annotation, molecular function: transmembrane transporter activity. The record is from RefSeq and is a predicted model, not a curated record. The transcript has 3 exons. NCBI's taxonomy places the organism in Eukaryota, Fungi, Ascomycota, Eurotiomycetes, Eurotiales, Aspergillaceae. Bases 1 to 1365 code for a protein of 454 amino acids. Gene Ontology annotation, biological process: transmembrane transport.